Aricia agestis (brown argus) is the source of this 1724-nucleotide messenger RNA. RefSeq names its product juvenile hormone esterase-like. NCBI's taxonomy places the organism in Eukaryota, Metazoa, Arthropoda, Insecta, Lepidoptera, Lycaenidae. The record is from RefSeq and is a predicted model, not a curated record. The transcript is spliced from 11 exons. The coding region runs from base 30 to 1724 and encodes 564 amino acids.
ACUCGUGGCUCGGUUGGUUUAGUGAUAAGAUGCAGGAGUUGUUGAAUUUUAUUUCAAGUAUAUUUUUACUUUUACUUGGUACUCCAUUGCAUUCGGACAAGCAAAUAGAAUCAGAUUUGCAACCUGUCACAGUGACUCCAUCGGGGACUAUAUUUGGACUAUAUAAUGUGACUCGACGUGGUCGCAGGUUUGAGUCCUAUCGAGGCAUAAGAUAUGCUGAACCUCCAAUCGGAGACCUUAGAUUUCAGCCACCGAAGAUGAUCGACAAAUACGAAUCGCCAGUAAAUGCCACCAGAGACGGCCAUGUUUGCCCACAAGCUUGGAACAACUGUUGUCGAACUCCACCGUACGAGGAUAUGGACGAAGAUUGUCUCUUUAUGAACGUGUAUACUCCAUUGAAGAAAGAUAGGAAAACACUGUUGCCAGUGAUAUUCUUUAUACAUCAGAGUGCGUUUCUCGCUAAGACGGCGCGCAGUGAUAUUUUUGAACCAAACUAUCUCCUUGAUCGAGACAUCGUUUUGGUCACAUUUAACUACAGGCUCGCAACACUUGGAUUCCUUAGUACUGGCGACAAAAUUGCUCCAGGUAAUAAUGCAAUGAAGGAUCAAGUUAUAGCUCUUCGUUGGGUCCAAAAGAAUAUUCGGGCAUUCGGUGGGGAUCCGAACAGUGUGACGAUAUCUGGCUGCAGCUCAGGAUCUGUUAGUGUUAUUGCGCAUAUGGUGUCUCCUAUGUCCAAAGGACUAUUCCACCGUGCCAUAGCAAUCAGUGGAUCCCCCACGAAGAUAGAUAAAAUGCCGUCAGACCAAUAUACGUGGGCGGAGAAACAAGCGCGACUCCUUGACUGUCCAACAACCAACUCAUCAGUCAUUGUGGCUUGUUUAAAGACUAAGCCCUGGAGGGAUUUUGCAAGGACAUACGAUAAGUUUUAUGUUUUCGACAGAAAUCCCAUUCACCAAUGGGACAUGGUAGUCGAAAACGAUUUUGGACAGGAACGCUUUCUCGCCAUUGACUUGAUGGAAGCGAUCAGACAAGGCAACAUGACUCACGUCCCCAUCAUCAUCAAUCAGAACACUGCUGAGUUCUUCUCCAUGGCACCUCCUAUUAUAACCAACAGUACAAUUUUGAAACAAAUGAAUGAAGAUUGGGAAAUGAUGGCAUCACUGGCAUUUCUUCUUCCGAAGACAAACUUGAAGAAAGCAUUGGAACUUCUAAGGACAGUGUACCUUCAGAAUCGACCGUUGUAUUUGAACAGUCCUGAAAGUUUGGAGAGGCUAGGUUCUUUGUAUUGUGACUCAAGUGUUGCUUUUCCAGUCCAUCGAUUAGCUAACCUGAUGUGUCGUCACUCAACCCAACCCGUAUGGUACUUCUUCUUCACCUACGUUGGUGAAUGUGGUUACUACAUCAGUCCCUAUACUGGGAAACCGGAUCGUGCAGUCCAUCAGGACGAGACUCUCUACUUGUUCCCGUCGCCUUACUACUGUGAGCAGAUCGGCCUGAUCGGCAGAGACGCGGUUAUAGUCGAUCGGAUGACGGCGAUGUGGUACAAUUUCGCCAAAUAUGGCGACCCUAACCCUAUCGACGCAGACCUGGGGCUGUAUUGGCCCCCGAUGACACCAGACAAUAGAACCUACCUCAAAAUAUCGGAUGACCUAACCCUGCACAAGAAUCUACGUGAAAAAAGAUUUGAGCUUUGGGAACAGCUGCACCCUAUAGAUUAUAACUAA